Patella vulgata (common limpet) is the source of this 1858-nucleotide messenger RNA. RefSeq names its product soluble guanylate cyclase 88E. Lineage: Eukaryota; Metazoa; Mollusca; Gastropoda; Patellidae. The transcript is spliced from 8 exons. Gene Ontology annotation, cellular component: guanylate cyclase complex, soluble. The record is from RefSeq and is a predicted model, not a curated record. Gene Ontology annotation, molecular function: oxygen sensor activity; guanylate cyclase activity; heme binding. Gene Ontology annotation, biological process: nitric oxide-cGMP-mediated signaling; response to oxygen levels; cGMP biosynthetic process. The coding region runs from base 581 to 1858 and encodes 425 amino acids.
GAUACAAGACUUGUAUACAGCAGGAAGAUAAUUGAGACAGCAGCUUGUCUGUAUAUUAAAAGGUAUAUCAACAUUAGGUUAGUGAUGUGUACUUCCCAUAUAUACGACAAGUGGUAUGAGGGUGGUAUUAGUGACGUGUACUGCCCAUAUAUACGAGAAGUGGUAUCAGGAUGUUAUUAGGAUGUAACGUAUUGGGAAACUAUUUAAAAUAUAAGAAGUGGUACAAGGGUGUUAUUACAGAUUUAAAGUUUUACAGUGGAUUUGAAAGCGUGUAAAACGUUUUAAAAUAUUAUAAGUUGGAAGUGGUAUGAGGGUGUUAUUGAAGAUAUAUAAAGUGUUUAUAGUGAAACCUGUCAACUAUGUAAAAUAUUAUAAGUUAGAAGUGGUAUGAGGGUGUUAUUAAAGAUAUAUAAAGUGUUUAUAGUCAACUAUGUAAAAUAUUAUAAAUGUUUAACUAAUGUUUUAAACAAGUUGUGUAACAUUAUAAAUAGAUACAAGUACUAGCCUAUGAAGUUGAUUGAAGGCUGGUUAAUUUUAUAGAAGUAAUUAAGGCGUGUUAUAAACAACAUUUAAUUAGACGAUGUACGGGUUAUUGUUUGAGAGUAUCCAGCACUAUAUUAAAGAAGAUUAUGGUGAAGAAGAAUGGUUGAAGAUAUUAGAAGAUGCUGGUUUAAAGAAUAUGGUGUUCACCACACAUAAUGUCUAUAAAGAUCAGAUUAUGUUAAAUCUAGCAUCUAGUUGUAGCAACAUCCUCAAGGACAGAACUAUGGAUGGAUUCCUGGGUUACUUUGGAACUUGUUUUGUCAAUUUCUGUGCUGGAUAUGGUUAUGAUAAAAUAUUACGCGUGGCUGGUCGCCAUUAUCGGGAUUUCCUCAACGGAAUAGACAACCUCCACGAGACUAUACGCUUCAGUUACCCCAGAUUGAAAAGUCCGUCAUUCAUCGUGGAGACCGAGGACGCAUAUGGUUGUGUUUUAGUUUAUAGGUCUAUACGUCACGGAUUUAGUUCUUACGUCAUUGGACAAUUACGCCAAUGUGCAAAACAGUUUUAUAAUGUCGACGUGGAGGUCCGAAUACUGGAACAGCUAGAACAAAAUGGCCGCUAUCAUACCACCUUCCGGUUAAACUUUCAUAACAAGGGAUUUAAACCGGAAAACGAAAAGAAGGCAGCAAUAAGCGAAGAGUUUAGAACUAUUAGUGGUGCUACAUUUUUUAAGUUGUUUCCAUUUUGUAUUGUGUUUGACAACACAAUGACAAUCCGCCAUGUUGGUGAAAGUUUAGCCACUAUGAUGGGAGAGGUCAAGGACACUAAAAUCACAGAUAAAUUCAAUCUACGGAGACCUCUCGUGGAGUUCACGUGGGAUAUCAUUCUGAGUUUUCAAACUGUUAUAUUUGAAUUAGAAGCUUGUAGAUAUAUUGAUGGUUCUUCCAAAUUAAGUGCUUCCAAAAAAUGUACACAUUACAAAAAACUACUACUGAAAGGACAACUAAAAUAUCUUCCAGAUUGGAAAAUGGUUGCAUUUCUCUGUACGCCAUUAAUAACUGAUUUAGAAGAUAUGCAGAAAACUGGUUUAUUUAUGAAUGAUCUGAAUAUGUAUGAUAAUAGUCAAGAAAUGGUUUUAUGUGGCUGGCAUAAUGCUUCACAACUCGAACAUCGUGUUGAUCAGCAAGUGGAAGCCAGUCGUCAAAUUGCCGAGAAUCUACAGAAACUAGAUCAAUGGCGACGUAAGGGUGAUACAUUACUUUAUUCUAUGAUGCCAAGAAGUAUUGCUAUACGAUUAAAAAAUGGUGAAGAUCCUAUCAACACUUGUGAGUCGUUUGACAGUGUAUCUGUGAUGUUUUGUUAUUCAGUUGUUUGA